AUGGAUUCACCACUGCUCGAGGUCUGGCACGGCGCGUCUGCCAGCCCAUUUCUCCCCACUAUUGGCAAAGGCACCCAGUUCCCCGUUGCUUUCCUCCUCCUCCUUAUCGGUUUCACCUUGACCGGCGCUUUUACUCUUAACCGGUCCAUCAUCAAUCUGCCUCUCCUGGGCAUCCCGGCUUCUUUGGCCUUUGCGUACGUCCCCGUUGUGCCUCGACUCAACAUGUCACAACCAACUCAAGACGCAAGCGGGCCUCCCUUGUUCAGGGCAGUCACCAGCUCCACGCGCCCGCUCUACCAGCUCCUCAAAGCGAUCGGCUUCACCAACAAGAUCCACGUCGAAAUCACCCCGGAGGGCCUCAGAUUCGGCGCCGACCACGCUCGCGUCAUGCAAGGCGCCGCCCAUUGGAACAAGAACCUCUUCGCCAGCUACAUCACCAACCUCCCACCCGCCCCUGCCAACAACGAUGAUGACGACGCCGCCACGGACGAUCCCGAGCCCGUCUCCUUCCAGAUCUCCCUCCCCGCCUUCCUCGAAACCCUCCAAAUCUUCGGCGUCGCCGACGUCGCCGCCCGUCAAUCCCGGCUCGACAUCGACCCCCUCGCGCGCGGCAACCCGCGCCUAAAUAACCAGCACCGGACCGGCGGCGGCGGCGGUCAUGGUUCCGACGCCUUCAGCCUCCAAACCCUCCACGGCUCAUCCACCACGUCCUCCAACGGCACCUGCAUCCUCAGCUACCCGUCGGACGGCGGGCCGUUCAGCAUCAUCCUCGACGAAGCGGGCGUCAAGACGACGUGCAACCUGACGACCUACCUGCCCGAGACGCCCGAGGACAUACCCUUUGACGUCGAGGACCUGUCCUUCAAGGUGAUCAUGCAGGCGCGCUACCUGCUGGAUGCGCUGGCGGAGGUGGGCAGCAUCAGUCCGGAAAGGCUGACGAUCGCGGUCUCGCGCAAGGAGCCCUACUUGAGGUUCAGGACGUCCGGGAGCCACAGCGGUACGGGAGCGCCCGGGGUGGAGAGCACGGUGGAUUUCAAGCGCGGAAGGGAUCUGUUGGAGACGUUCUCGGUUAGAGCGGUGGACAGGGCCAAAGGCGAGAGGAGAUGGAGCCAAACGUUCAAGUUUGAUACGAUCAAGGCGGCGACCGAGGCCAUGAAGAUUGCGAGCAAGGUCAGCUUGAGGGGCGAUGGGCAGGGUGUGUUGAGCAUGCAGUUUAUGGUGGAGGUGGAAGGGGCUGGAGGUGGUGGUGGUGGUGCGGGAGGGGGUGUUCCAGGAGGAGGAGUCGGGUUGAGUUUCUUGGACUUUCGGUUUGUGCCUUAUGCGACGGAUGGGGAUGAGGAGAGCGAUACUGAAGGGGAGGGUGAUGAUGUUGAUAUGGGUGAUGUAUGA
Sordaria macrospora k-hell is the source of this 1389-nucleotide messenger RNA. The record is from RefSeq and is a predicted model, not a curated record. Lineage: Eukaryota; Fungi; Ascomycota; Sordariomycetes; Sordariales; Sordariaceae.